AUGCGAUUGUGUACCAAUUACAGGCAGUUGAACAAGGUGCUUAAGGAGAAGAAACUUUAUGCAAAGCCUUCUAAGUGUGAGUUUUGGCUCAAUUCAGUGAAAUUCCUUGGGCAUGUGAUUUCUGUAGAAGGAGUUGCAGUAGAUCCAAACAAGAUUGAAGCAGUGUUGGAUUGGGAGAGACCCAAAACGGGUACAAAAGUGAGGAGUUUCUUGGGUUUGGAAGGUUACUAUAGGAGGUUCUUUGAGGGAUUCUCCAAGAUGGUAUUGCCACUGACUCGCCUUAUCAGGAAGGAGACUCUAUUUGUAUGGACUCACGAGUGUGAGGAAUGCUUUCAGGAGUUGAAGGGGAGAUUGACCUCUGCUCCAAUGUUGAUUCUUCCUGAUCCUGCUGAACAGAUUGAGUUGUAUUGUGACGCCUCUAUGAAGGGGCUGGGCUGUGUGUUGAUGCAGACUGUGACCUCUUUGUUUAGGGGUGCACUUCUUCAGAUGAAAACUGUGAGAGUUGACAAUGAGCUAAUGGAGAAGAUCAAAGAGACGCAAGUGCAAAGAGAGUGCCUAAAUCAUGUGAAGAACCAAGACGAAUUAGUUGCUGAAGAGAAUGAGGAUAUACCCAGCUCAAAAAAAGGCAUUCUUCAAGUGGAUAAAUUCGGCAUAUUGAUGACUGGUCAACAGAGCUUGCAGAAGUAA
This is a messenger RNA of Gastrolobium bilobum, 687 nucleotides long. RefSeq lists its product as uncharacterized. The record is from RefSeq and is a predicted model, not a curated record. The transcript is spliced from 4 exons. Lineage: Eukaryota; Viridiplantae; Streptophyta; Magnoliopsida; Fabales; Fabaceae. The coding region runs from base 1 to 687 and encodes 228 amino acids.